Acanthoscelides obtectus is the source of this 4903-nucleotide messenger RNA. The record is from the annotation of a GenBank genome assembly. Lineage: Eukaryota; Metazoa; Arthropoda; Insecta; Coleoptera; Chrysomelidae.
CCCGUAUCGCUAGUGCCCUAAGUGCAAGUGCAAAGUGCAUCCACCUUUUCUUGAUUAAUGUAUUUAUCAGUUUCCCUGAAAAGGUAUUUUUUUGGUAACAGAAACUGAACCUUGUUUUAAGUAUGAGCUCAAGCUCACAUGGAAUUCGCUCUCAACUUAUCUUUGCCAUGAAUACCCAAUAGUUUAAAAUUUAUGAUAUUUAUGCGUGUGUGUAUGUUGGCAUUAAAACAUUUUCUUUGAGAAUCUUCUUGAAACAAAAAAGUUACCCUAAUGCGGUUGUACUCUCCUAAAAACAAAUUAGAAAAGCCUGCGUUUUCAUAAUAAAGGAGCAUCACUUUAAAGCUCAUGUGAUUUAAAUUUCGCGCAGGUAAGUUUACCUGUUGCUCGUUAACUUUCUGACCAAUCCGCGCCAGUCUUUGUUCAGAAAUGCAUUAAAAACUGAAGAGUGAACAUGAACAAGUUUUGUCUUCCUGAAAAUAUUCAUUUUCAGUUCGGUCGUGAAAAUUCAAAUGGAAGAGUACUGUAUAAACGAAACAAAUUAUAGAUAAACUUUAGGAAAGUAUGUAAACAUCUUGUAAAGAUGGCAUUUUUAUGCCCGGUGAGGAUAAAGCGAGGAAAAAAGAAAAACGCCUCCAGUGUAGAUUUGGACAAGGAACUAACCAGGUCCAACAAUGGGGUGACCCCUGGAAUGGGGAGGAUCACUGGAUCAGCCAGCAUUGAGACUUUGGUCAGGGUUGGAAUUGAAAAAGAACAUGGGCUGUCUCCAGACAGUAAAAUGGUUGUAUUGCAUGACUUUACCCCUUGUGUAGAUGAUGAACUGGAAGUUAAAAGAGGACAGAUUGUUAAUAUUCUCUAUAGAGAAAAUGACUGGGUGUAUGUAAUAGACCUGGAUACCAGGCAAGAAGGCUUCAUUCCAUAUUCAUACUGUACACCAUAUAAUAACCACUUAGCGGAGAUGGCUAUAAAGAAAAAACUUCCUAGGGAGAAGCAUUUAGCAUCAGGGGAGAGCCUAGAUACCAAUGACUGUGAUGGCGGUGCAGGUGUAGAUACUAGUGAUUGUGAUUCUUUAGGAAAGAAACACGGCACUGGUGCUGUCUCACCCAUUAGCAUACAUUCAGAGCCAGACAUGAUCCCUUUUUCAAAAGAUCCGUCUGGUCGCUACAUUGUACUGUACACGUUCAUUGCUAGAGAUGAAAAUGAUGUUUCGGUAGAAAGAGGAGAAUUUGUUACAGUUUUGAAUAGAGAAGAUCCAGACUGGUACUGGAUUGUGAGAAGUGAUGGCCAAGAAGGAUUUAUACCAUCUGGGUUUGUGUAUCCUGCUGAUAAUGUGAUACAAGGCCACCUGAAUCCAACCCAGAACAAUACCGUCAAUGGCGGACCAAUGGUCGGUUCCGGAGGUUCGUUUGCACCCUCGAGUGGGGGCACAACCGGGGGCCAGCACCAAUCGGGUGGCGGCGGUGGAGCGAAUUCCGGUGGUGAAGAUCUCAGGUAUCACGGCACAGAGCUGGUGAUGCUGUACGACUACAAGGCGCAGGCACCAGAUGAUCUAACGGUCAGGAGGGGGGAUUGGAUUUAUGCUGAUCUUGGCAACCAAACUGUGGAUGGAUGGUUGUGGGCCUAUGCUCCCAAAACAAGAAAAUAUGGUUUUAUACCGAAAGCAUACGCCAGACCACCUGCUAUGACGAGUUUGUGACAUCACGAAAAGGCCUCAUUUCAUCAUCCUUUUGCACCUAGAUGACUUGGAGCUUCACAAAAAGACUUACAGUAUCUUAGAUUUAUUGAUCUAAGUGCACUGAUCCUUAUGAGUAUUUUGAUUGUGGUAGUAAAUCAAGUAUUAAUCUGUGUAAGGUUUGUUCCAGCACUUUAGAAAGCCGAAUUAGAUAUUUAAAUUGCAACCUUACUUUUGAGGAAACGUGAUAGAUGUUUUGAUACAUGUUUUCUGGAUCUUUUAUUGGAUCGCUUUGCCGGGCUGUUAACACUACUGCUUAACAACAUUAUGCAACAUGUUGUGAGGUGUGAUUGAACAACUAAAGUUUGCUUUUGGAACAAACCUAAAAAAUGAAUAAUGAGUGAUCAUGUGGUGAUACGUGAGAACAGUAAUGGAACUCCUAUUUGAGGUUGAUAACUUUAUGAACUAUGCCUCAAUAUAUUCCAUAUUGAACAUCCUCGCUUCUUCUAGAAAUAUUUGUACCACUCGCUACUGUGAUUUUAAAUAUGAAUGCAAAAAUUGACUGACUGCCUUACAUAUCACAGUAUUCUCCUAUUUUUUUUAUGAAGUGCAAGUGUACGAUGAGCAGCAGUACUCAUCAAACAAUUUCUAGAAUGAGGGUGAAAAAAAGGUAACUAAGAGAAAGGGAGCGUGUUUCUGUUACCUUUCCUGAGGACCCAUAUAGAAUAGUUGCCCCCGGGCCACUAAAUUAACUUUGUGAUAAAUGGGAAUGGAUGCCAUGUGUGCGUCUGACGACGUUUUUGACAGAUGUGGUUGGACACCUUCGUUUUAUUCUGCUGUCAGUGUUAGUGCAUACUUUUCACUCAUUUGUCUACCAUUGCUUAUCAUAGUGACAACGUUGUAACACAAUAAUGAUACUUCCGGUGGAAAGAUCUACCUUAAUUAGGCUUGUGCUGCUCUUUGCGAAUUAUGUAAGAAUUAUCAUGUGUUGAAAACGUCCAACAAUACAAUUAUCUGCUUAAAAUCGCCCUUUCAAAAAAUCACACUAAAAGUAAAUACUAAUUUAACGACAGAACUGUCAAACAAUUAACUUACAUCAAGUCCACUUGUAUGCACUUUCAUCCUGAAUACAAAGCUUUUGGAGACAAACAAAUCGUAAGCUUUCUAACUAGUCUGGAUUCGAUAGGUUAGGCACACACAUUUAGAAACUUAUUUGAUAAACGCCAACAGCAGUCUGAAUUUGGGAUCAUCUCAAAAGCAGCGUUCUAUUCUAUUGCGCUCAAGAAUUGACACCUAGGUGUCACGUCAGCUAUCUCGUAGGAAAUAUGAUUCUUACAUCAAGACUAAGAUCAGCACACAUUGUGGGAUGGCAGAGGAGAACAUCGAGUAGGAUCUUCCGCCCACCAGUGCUGUAUUUCUGUGACAAGUAGCAUGUUCUUCGAGAAAAAUGCCUUCUGUCGAAGUGGGCUUCAUCGCUCAUUAUCAGUUGUCGGUAAAAAUCGUUAUUUUGGGUAUUAAGCUGCAAUAAUGCAUGACUAUUGUUGGCGACUUUCAUGGUCCACUAGGCUGUAGCUCUUGGGUUAACUGAAUUUUGCAUGGCCGCAAAUGCAAGUCUUUUUUUAAAAUAGUGCAUGACAUGCGACAAAUACCCAGUUCUUGCGAACGAUGUCUGGUAGACGUCUCAGGGCGCUCCACUACACUUUCACGAACUCUCUCGAUAUUUUCCGGAGUACGAACAGUUCGAACCCGGCCCGACCUAGGCAAGUCUUUAACUUCACCUGUUUGCUCAAAUUUCCGCACCGACGAAUGAUGUUGACACUGGGCAUAUUAUUUCGAUCGAAAUUUGUCGUAGCUUCCGAAUCGUUGCAUCAAUCGACUCGUCGUUUAAGUAAAACGGACGCAUUGUGGGUCGUGUAGCGCUCCAUGAUGAAUUGGGCUUUAAACAACUACUACCGCUCCACCUACUGGACUGCGUGUAUCAAAAAAUGGCGCGCAGUUUAAAUCAGUAAGUUAUAUAUUGGCCACCCUGUAUAAUCGUCGAUACUGCUGCCAUUUCCCGCCUGCUGCUAGCCCCAAUAAAAGACUUGAAUAUUUUGUAGUGUGAUAUUUUCACUCUAACAAAGGUAUAUUAGAAUGGGGUGUUUAUUUUGUGAAUAUGAUGUUAAACUCCUUAUUCUUCUAGUUUUGUACAUAUUUGAUUUACGAACGUUGCAAUCCCCCUUAAAGUGCCUUAACCGAUAAUCUUUCAUAUGUUGUACUUGCCUCGAAUAAAAGAUAGCUUUAAGAUAGUAUUUAUUUCUUAGAGAAUAUAUUUUGAUCUGGGAGAAAUUAUACCAACGUCGUGAGCAUAGCUUAGUGAUACAAAUUUGCAUGUGAUACAAUUAUCAUAUUCAUGUUGGCUUGGGUCGACGGUUUUUGAAUCGUAGACUAAAUUUUGAAUCCAAAGCAUAUGACGCCAAAAUUUUGAAAUAUAGUGAGACUAAGAACACUGGAAACAGGAGGGUAAAUUGCGUAAGGCAAGACACGUGUAUCACUAGAAGCCAAUACUAUCAGUAAGGGGGACGUGGCUUUCAGAAAUCUAGUACGCGUGUACACAUGCACGUGGAAAAACGUCAUGUCAUGGUUUAUUCUCAUCAAGUGUCAAGGGCGCCGUUAAAAAAUGAUGCGAAAAUAAUUAUCACGUGCCUCGUAAAAUCCUGAUUCAGAAGGUUUUCAAUUUAACUCGCGGUUUGCCAUAAUUUGUUGGUUAAUCAAUAAUAACCAUGUCAACUCUCAAAAUUAGAGUUGUUCAAGUCCUGCGAGAAAGAUGCCACAUGCGCAGAACCUGAAAUAUAUUUAUGAUGCGAUACUUAUAGUAGAUAGCCUGGCUUUAUUUUCGUCGCUUUUGGUUUCAGCCCCAGUCUAUGAGUUUAGCCUCUUGUUUCCAGUCUUCUGUGGUCAGCCCUUUCAUUUUUUUCAUUAGCCAAUCCCUUCGUUUGGAGUUAACGUGUUUCACUUUGCUUGCGGCUUGGGAGUUUUUAUUGGACGUUGACUGUCAAAAUUACUGCAAUGAAUUGUAUAGAUAUUUGAUGCUAAGCCAUAAAUGAAGAUAUAUUUUUUUACAGCGAUAAACUGAUGUUUUAGAAUCUAGAUUAUAGAGAUUUAUGCUAUAAUGGAAAAUAAUUGCUUCAUAUAUUAAGCAAAAUUUUAUUUGUAUAUAAAUGUUUUUUAUAUUAAAGAGAUGCUCAACUGUUA